Molecule: messenger RNA, 1152 nt
Organism: Aspergillus pseudonomiae
Lineage: Eukaryota; Fungi; Ascomycota; Eurotiomycetes; Eurotiales; Aspergillaceae
Exons: 2
Coding region: 1-1152 (383 amino acids)
Source: RefSeq, a predicted model, not a curated record
AUGGCCGUCGCGAAAGUCCUCCUCCCCUCACUAAGCCUCUUUGCCUUGUACGCCAUCUUCUACUAUGCAGACAUAAACGGCCUCCGCGCACUAGGCGAGCAAUGUGUCGCAUCCAAAACCCUCCCAGGAACCAAUGAGCCCCUCCGCACAAUAUACACCGGCAUCGAGCCAAUCGACCACCUCCUGACCACCCUAACGGCCUUCUUCUGGCCAACAACAGAUGGCAGCAACCCAACGCUGUUCCUCCACUCAGUCGCCUUCUCUGGUACAUUUGGCUCAGCCUGGGUGCUCAUCACUCUUGAGGCAUGGCGACAGGGCAACGCAUGGACAAUCGCAGCAUUCCCCAUGAUCUUCGGCCUAGCAGCCCAAGUGCUCACCUUCGCCUUCGCAGCGCCGCUCUACUGCUUCUUCCACCUGGCCACCUCGCAAACAGCCAAGAACCCCACCCCGGACAGCCUCCGCAUCCCGCGGUUCAUCACCAACGCCCUGCCCCUCGUCUUCAUCGUGGGCUACAUGGUCCCCACGCAGCUCCUGGUCCUCCCAAUCUCAGAGCACAUCACAACCGACCUGAAACAGAUCUUCAUCGCCAUCUGGCAACCCUGGCCCGCCUACAUCUCCAUCCUCCUCACAGUCAUCUACGCCGUCUUCGCCCCCUUCACAUCCACACAUAGAACCCCAGCCAGCGAGCGCAAGAGCCUCAGUUCCCUGCGAUGGGUAUACGCCUUCGCAUUCGCGAACGCAGCGCUCACGCACCUCAUCUCCUGGACUAUCUCCCUGAGCUCGGUUUUCGUGCCUGGUAUCUUUAGCGGGGAGUUUGUGGACGCCCUGCACCCCGGAAAGGUGUUUGAGGUGCCGAUUCCGUGGGAGGAGCCUGUCCGCACUGUGGGGAGUGUCGGGGAGGGUGUGCAUGCGUUCCUGAGAUGGGAUUAUAUUAUUGGGUCGCUUGGGAUGCUGAUCUGGGCGGGCAGUUUGUAUGCCGCUGCGCAGAAGGGUGUGUAUGGGCGGGUUGGUUGCUUGGGGCUGUUUGCGAAGGCGGGCUUGCUGAGUGCGUUUGUGGGGCCUGUGGGCGCUGCUGUUGAGUUGAUGUGGGAGAGGGAGGAGUUGGUGCUUGCCAGGAGGGGGGUGACGGAGAGCCGGAAGAAGGAUUCUUAG